GCAGCGGGACGUAAUGGACAGUUUUCGAGAGAAACACCACUGGUGACACCUUACUGAGACAUGGACUUGGCAGAAACCCUACUGGCACUGCUGAUCGCCGCUGUGGCUCUCGUGUCUCUCUUGUCCAACUCCCUCGUGCUGCUAUGCUUUGCGCACAGCUCCGAGAUCCGCAGGCAAGUCCCGGGGAUAUUCAUCGUGAACCUGUCCUUCUGCAACAUACUCAUCACCGUCCUGAACAUGCCCUCAACACUGCUGGGGGUCAUCAAGAGACAGAACCCCUUUGGGGACUGUGUUUGCCAUGCUCUGAGCUUUCUGGAGACGUGCUUGACCACCAACUCGAUGCUCACCAUGGCCUCGCUCAGCAUUGACAGAUGGGUCGCCGUGGUCUUCCCGCUGAGCUACUCCAGGAAGAUGCGCUACAGGGACGCGGUCGUCAUGGUGUGCUACUCCUGGCUCCACUCCCUCACCUUCGCCGCGGUCGCCGUGCUUCGCUCCUGGGCGGACUACAGCCACGCGUACGCCUCGUGCACCGUGCGCCUGAACGCGGAGAGCGCGCGGAGCGGCUACGCCGCGUUCACGGUGGCGCUCCACGCCUCGGGCUUCGCGCUCUCGCUGCUCACGCUGUGCUUCACGUACCUCAAGGUGCUCCGGGUCGCGCGCUUCCACUGCAAGAGGAUCGACGUUAUCACGGUGCAGACCCUGCUUUUGCUCGUAGAUAUUCACCCAAGUGUUAAACAACGAUGCCUGGCAGAGCAGAAGAGGAGAAAGCGACGAGCUACCAGGAAAAUAACCAUCUUUAUUGGGUCCUUUGUCAUCUGUUUUGCCCCAUAUGUUACUACAAGGCUGGCGGAGCUCCUUCCCCUGGUUUGUGUCAGCCGACAUUGGGGCGUUCUAAGCCGGUGCUUGGCAUACGGCAAAGCCGCGACCGACCCCUUUGUCUACUCCCUCCUGCGUCAACAGUACAAGAGAGUCCUGGUGCAAGCCGUCAACAGGCUGCUGAGGCGGGACCUGUUCCCCUCCUCUGCUCGAAGCAGCUCCGUGGACACUGAUCAUGAAAUUGCCCCCAGAGGAUUGGCUGAGGGGGCCCAGGGCACAUGAGGUCAGCUCAGAGAAUGGACAGCAGCCACAGCUGGAGGUGAUAAUGGAGAAUGCAUUAGAUCAACUCAGGGGGAAGUUAAUUUCGCGGCAAAGGCACAAAACUGACUCUCUCGGAGAUGAUUUAAUCUACUGAUUUUACUCAGCA
Molecule: messenger RNA, 1243 nt
Organism: Scleropages formosus (Asian bonytongue)
Lineage: Eukaryota; Metazoa; Chordata; Actinopteri; Osteoglossiformes; Osteoglossidae
Gene: gpr78a
Product: G protein-coupled receptor 78a
Exons: 3
Coding region: 61-1098 (345 amino acids)
Biological process (GO): adenylate cyclase-activating G protein-coupled receptor signaling pathway
Cellular component (GO): membrane
Molecular function (GO): G protein-coupled receptor activity
Source: RefSeq, a predicted model, not a curated record